Molecule: messenger RNA, 816 nt
Organism: Dracunculus medinensis (Guinea worm)
Lineage: Eukaryota; Metazoa; Nematoda; Chromadorea; Rhabditida; Dracunculidae
Source: the annotation of a GenBank genome assembly
AUGGAUUUUGCGCAUAUAGUAACAUUACCAAUGGAAAAUUUUAAAAUGGAUGGAAGCAUUUUCAAUAUCCGCGAUGAAGCUAUAAGACAUUUAAAUGGAAGCAUAACUAUUGAGCGACAAAUGACCAUUGAAAAUUUCGGCUCUCGAAUAGUGGCUUCUAUGCAUCUUAAAAUUCCUGAAGAUUUAAAAGGCAACUCACUGGAUACUCGAAAGCUUAGUGCUAACCAUAUUCAAAUAACUAUCCUGUAUCUAAAAGCAAUGAUAGCUGCUCCUUUCGUAACAUCAACUUUUGGCAAUUCCAGCGAACAGUUCAGUUCCCUUUCAAUUGGUCUUGGUAUUGGAAUUAUCAAUAGCUUUCUGCAUGAUAGAUUUACAAAUAUUAAUAUAACGAUUAUUGAAAUAGAAAAAACAAUGGUUGAUAUAGCAAAGAAAUACUUCGGUUUAAUUGAAGAUGAUCGACAGCGAGUGAUUAUCAGCGAUGGCAUGAAAUACCUUCGUGAAAAUAAAAAACUUAUUUUCGAUGCAAUAUUCAUUGAUGCUUGUUAUAGUCAAUUUAAGGAUGGACUAUCUUGUCCUGUUAAAGAAUUUUGCGAAUACGAUAAUAUGAACCUAAUAAAGUCAAAUUUGAAGGAAAAUGGUGUGGUCAUCGUAUCAUUGCUACUUACUAGUCCCAAAAAAACUGCAGAGGUUCUCGUAUGUGGCGGAAAAAAUUUUCCGGAUGAAGAAACUUUUAAGGCGAAAACGACUAAAGUUUUCGAAGAACUCGGUUUCGGUUCACCGCCUAUUGUCACAGAAGAUUUCACUAUGUGGUAUUAA